UCGGGUCUACUCGCCAUGGCGGACGCCAACGCCGAGGUGGUUGCGGUCCCCGCGUCCGGGGCCGCCAAUGGCCUCAGCAGCAAUGGGGCAGGCGCCACUCCGGCGCAGCCCAACAACCCGCUGUCCCGCAAGCUGCACAAGAUCCUGGAGACGCGGCUGGACAAUGACAAGGAGAUGUUGGAAGCUCUCAAGGCUCUUUCGGCUUUUUUUGUUGAAAAUAGUUUGCGGACUCGAAGAAACUUACGCGGCGAUAUUGAGCGUAGGAGCUUGGCCAUCAAUGAGGAAUUUGUAAGCAUUUUCAAAGAAGUGAAGGAGGAACUUGAAAGCAUCAAUGAAGAUGUCCAAGCAAUGAGCAGCUGUUGUCAGGACAUGACAAGUCGCUUACAGGCGGCAAAAGAACAGACUCAAGAUUUAAUAGUAAAGACUACUAAGCUUCAGGCAGAAAGCCAAAGAUUAGAAAUUAGAGCACAAGUUGCAGAUGCCUUUUUAUCCAAGUUCCAGCUGACUUCUGAUGAAAUGAGUCUUCUCCGGGGCACAAGAGGAGGCCCCGUUACUGAGGACUUUUUCAAGGCGUUGGGAAGAGUGAAACAGAUUCAUAAUGAUGUCAAAGUUCUUCUGCGAACCAACCAACAGACAGCAGGUUUGGAGAUUAUGGAACAGAUGGCCUUGCUUCAGGAAACAGCUUAUGAAAGACUUUAUCGAUGGGCUCAAAGUGAAUGCAGAGCAUUGACUCAAGAGUCCUGUGAUGUGUCUGUAGUUUUAACCCAGGCCAUGGAAGCCCUGCAGGACAGGCCUGUCUUGUACAAGUACACGUUAGAUGAAUUUGGAACGGCCAGGCGAAGUACCGUUGUUCGUGGGUUUAUUGAUGCUCUCACAAGAGGAGGGCCAGGAGGUACCCCUAGACCCAUUGAAAUGCACUCGCAUGACCCUUUAAGGUAUGUGGGAGAUAUGCUGGCCUGGCUCCAUCAAGCUACUGCCUCUGAGAAGGAACAUCUGGAAGCUCUCUUAAAGCAAGUAACUGCACAGGGUGUUGAAGAAAAUAUUCAAGAAGUCGUUGGGCAUAUCACUGAGGGCGUGUGCCGGCCUCUAAAGGUUCGAAUCGAACAAGUAAUCCUUGCUGAACCUGGGGCUGUUUUGUUAUAUAAAAUUUCUAACCUCCUCAAGUUUUACCACCAUACAAUCAGUGGCAUUGUUGGAAAUAGUGCAGCUACUCUACUGACGACAAUUGAAGAAAUGCACUUGCUAAGCAAAAAAAUAUUCUUCAGUAGCCUGAGUCUCCACGCAAGUAAACUGAUGGACAAGGUUGAGCUCCCUCCGCCUGACCUUGGACCGAGUUCUGCCCUGAGUCAGACACUCACCUUGCUGCGGGAUGUCCUGGCAUCACACGAUUCUUCAGUCAUCCCCCUGGAUGCUCGGCAGGCUGACUUUGUGCAGGUUUUGUCGUGCGUCUUAGACCCUCUCCUCCAGAUGUGUACAGUAUCAGCCAGCAAUUUAGGCACAGCUGACAUGGCCACAUUCAUGGUCAACUCACUAUACAUGAUGAAGACAACAUUGGCUCUGUUUGAAUUCACAGACAGGCGCCUGGAAAUGCUUCAGUUUCAGAUUGAAGCUCAUUUGGACACUCUUAUAAAUGAGCAAGCCUCUUACGUUUUAACUAGAGUUGGCUUGAGCUACAUCUACAAUACUGUACAGCAGCAUAGACCUGACCAGGGUUCUUUAGCCAGUUUGCCCAACCUAGAUUCGGUGGCACUGAAGGCUGCAAUGGUGCAGUUUGACCGCUACCUCUCAGCCCCAGACCACCUGCUGAUGCCACAGCUGAACUCUCUGCUCAGUGCCACGGUGAAAGGAAGUAGACUGGCAAAGUGCCUCCAGGCUGUGACUUCUCAGAUUCAACAGAGUGGAGGUGAGGGGCACAGAUGGAGCCCAGGGGUCCUGCGGAAAUCAGAGAUGGUGAUUGGUUGGCUUGGGAGAGGACAGAAGAGCACACAUUCUCAGGAGCUCACCACAAGGUACGUGAUGAGGCUGGGUAGCCAUCUUCUGGAUCGGUGAUGCCAUCCUUGCAACAUGCCAUUUCCAGACCCGGAAGACUUCCUUCAAGCAGCUGCGAUGUCAAGUGUUACCUCUGGUUGCUUGUCCUCUUUUACCUGUGAGGGUAUUAAGUUCAGGAAAUAACUUACUCUACUUCCUCCCUAAGUAAAAAGAAAGCAGAAGCACAAAACAAGCAGUUCAAGCGCUAUGGUAGAAAUUAACGUCGUUUUAUGUUGUCUUUUUCUUUAAUAUCACAUACUAAUGGGCAGCAUUCCCUUCUCACAGCUGUUUCUUUUCAUCUGAUCUUUUUCUUCUGAGCAAAAUCUACUCACUUAUUAUUGAUACCAACUGUGGAAGAUUUUUUAGUAAUUUCGGAUGUGGUUGCUUAUAUUACCUUACUUUUGUUUUUGAGUGACAUAAAAUGUAUUCUUUUUGUUUUUUGUUUUUGUUUUGUUUUGUUUCUCAAAACAGGGUUUCUCUGUGUAGCCCUGGCUAUCCUGGUACUCGCUUUGUAGACCAGGCUAGCCUCAAAUUCAGAGAUCCUCCUGCCUCUGCCUCCGGAGUGCUGGGAAUUAAAGGCGAGCACUACCACAGCUCGGCAAAAAAUAUCUUCUUUAAAGAAUAAUACUUCAGGGUGGAAAUACACGACAUUCCCUGGAAAGGGACUUGUCCUGCUUCGGUAGGAGGUGAGAGCAAGCCUGGAGUAGAAGAUCACCAACUUCUGAAGUCCCUACCAUACUUACACGGUAACUCAUUUUUAUAAGGUCAACUAAUUCACAUUUUUAACUGGUGACAACCAGCAUGUAAACAUUGGCCAAUAACUAGAAAAUUGUAUUAUAAAGAACAUACAUAUGUGUGUAUGUGUAUGGAAUCAUCUCCAUAUAAGUGCAUUUAUGGACAAGCAUAGAUUCUCAAACUAUAAUAAUACAAACAGCUCCAAUACACUGAUGCA
This is a messenger RNA of Psammomys obesus (fat sand rat), 2980 nucleotides long. RefSeq names its product component of oligomeric golgi complex 6 (gene Cog6). The record is from RefSeq and is a predicted model, not a curated record. Gene Ontology annotation, biological process: intra-Golgi vesicle-mediated transport. Bases 16 to 2049 code for a protein of 677 amino acids. NCBI's taxonomy places the organism in Eukaryota, Metazoa, Chordata, Mammalia, Rodentia, Muridae. The transcript has 20 exons. Gene Ontology annotation, cellular component: COG complex.